AUGUCGACCAUCACAACGACCCCCUCGUUCCUCAAACUUCCUUCGGAGCUUCGCCUUAAAAUAUGGUCCAACCUACUCCCUGGACCUCGCACCCUCCCUAUCCGUUACUCCCGAGCUAACAAUACCUAUUUCACCACUUUUCCCCCCUCAGUUCUCCUAUCCAUCUCAUCCGAAACCCGCACUCUUUUCCUCGAACACUACGUCCUCCUCCGUCUCAAUUCCUCCUAUGACUCCACUAUAUACAUAAAUUUCUCCCUCGAUACGUUGUGUUUUGACCACGAAGAUUGUUCGCCGGCGGGAGAUCUGGCUAUGGAUUUUAAGAACUGUGUGCAGAGGGAUUUGAUUCAACGGGUUGAUAUUGAUGCGCAUUUAUGGGAAAUUUUGCGGUUAUUUCGUUUCGAUGAUCUUUCCGAGAUUAAAUAUUUACGCGGGUUGCGAAAUCUUUCGUUGUUUUUGAAGAGUCAUGAAGAGGAUUUUCAUCUUUACUAUGGGGAGGGAUAUGAAAGGAGUCAGUUGUUGAGGGAGAGGGAUUUGUUGGAUGGUAGGAUGUUGUUUGAGGGCCAGACGACGAAUAAGGAUCGCGCGCAGUGUCACUUGUAUGUAGAGUUGGUGACGAGGGGGUUGGAACAUGGGGAUGAGGAGUGGAUUAAUGGGAGACCGAGUGUGCAGAUGUGGAUAAUAUGA
Molecule: messenger RNA, 684 nt
Organism: Sclerotinia borealis F-4128
Lineage: Eukaryota; Fungi; Ascomycota; Leotiomycetes; Helotiales; Sclerotiniaceae
Source: the annotation of a GenBank genome assembly